AUGGAAACAGGAAAGAAAAAAAGGGUUUCCAACAAAUUGCAACAGACUUUCCACCAUUCUAAAGAACCCACCUUCCUUAUCGACCAAGCCGUUCUACCUAGUGACUCCCAUUCCAGCCUUUUGCCAGAAACAGAGCAUGUCAAUCCUGCUGGAAAAAUAAAGAUAGGACCUCUGACAAGACCUGGAACAGUGAUACUCUCAAAACGGUCCAGUAGGAGAAUUAUGUCAGAAAGUCCGCACAGCCCCCCUGUGAUACCAUCCCGCAGGCCUGGAUUCCAGGUGUGCUAUAUCUGUGGCCGAGAAUUUGGCUCCCAAUCAAUUGCCAUUCAUGAACCCCAGUGCUUGGAGAAGUGGCGUAUUGAAAACAGCAAGUUGCCCAAACACCUGCGGAGGCCAGAACCCUCCAAACCACAGCCUCUCAGGGGCAGUGGGUCCUACAAUCUUCAGGCCGUGAACGAAGCAGCGUUUCAAAGUUCCCAGGCUCAGCUGCUGCCCUGUGAAUCCUGUGGCCGCACAUUCUUGCCGGAUCGUCGUCUUGUUCACCAGAGGAGCUGCAAGCCGAAGGAUGAGGGGCCCAGAGCACCAAACCCCAACCGUUUUGAUGAUCCGACUGGUGCCAGGAAAGCUGCUGGUGGCAUCCCAGCCCGACCAAAGACUCUCAUCUGCUACAUUUGCGGUAGGGAAUUUGGCACUCUGUCCCUUCCUAUUCAUGAGCCCAAAUGCCUAGAAAAGUGGCAAAUAGAAAACGACCGGCUCCCCAGGGAGCUCCGCCGACCACUCCCACGGAAGCCUCAGCCCCUUCCAACUGGACAGUCCAACCAAGAGGAGCCAAGUCAAGCUCAGCUGGUGCCCUGUGCAAAUUGCGGCCGGACCUUUGCCCCAGACCGCCUUCUGGUACACCAGAGAAGCUGUAGGGUUCAACCAAGUGCACCAAAAAUUCAGAAUUUGACCUUAGGGAGGAAAGGUGGCCUGAAAGAGUCCACAAAUUCCAAGCAGCAAAGGAACAUGGCAGUGCCCACUGUGACUGAUAAGGUAACUCAUGCCACGUGA
Molecule: messenger RNA, 1050 nt
Organism: Puma concolor (puma)
Lineage: Eukaryota; Metazoa; Chordata; Mammalia; Carnivora; Felidae
Source: RefSeq, a predicted model, not a curated record